AUAAUCUCAAUAGUCAAUAUAUAUGAUCAUACCCAACCAAUCAAGUCAAAAUUGUUUAAUAGUACCAUCGAGAUCUAUUUAAUCAAUCUUAUUUACUACGUCACAAAAUCCAAACUUGGUAUUAGAUCACUGUAAUUAAUCUUCAAAAAGUAAACGAAAACCCAGCAUUUAUACUCGAUAUUAUUCACCAUAUAGUAUUUUUCUCUCCCACUCGUCUUAUAUGCUGCCGAGGCGGAAUGCUCUAGGAUCUCUAAAAAUUAUUCACAACAAAUAAAAGUCGAUAUUGCAGCAGGGGUCAGCACUUGGGUGGCUAUUUUAGUAGUUGAACAACGUAACAAAGUGAUGAAUUGAAGGGGAUGAAAGGCAUGGGAUUCUUAAACGCAGAGAAGAAGAAAUGGAUGUUCCCUCUUUUCCUCACUUCAUUAGUGGCCAUCUUCGUUGCGGCCACCUUGCUCAACUUGAGGCUCGUCUCCUAUAUCAACACAGUCAAUUCAAUCCUAACACUUUUCCAACCUCGCACCAUGGCCGAUCCAUUCACCUCUUGUUCUACGACCAAUGCGACUCCUCCUCCUCCUCCCAUGCCGAGAUUCGCGUAUCUCAUCUCUGGAUCCAAAGGCGAUCUGUACAAACUCUGGAGGACUCUUCAUGCUUUGUACCACCCUAUGAACUAUUACGUGGUGCAUUUGGAUCUCGAGUCGCCUGCACAAGAGAGACAGGAGCUGGCAUCCCUUGUGAGAAUGCAUCCUGUUUUUCAAGAGGUUGGGAAUGUGUAUAUGCAUGACAAGGCUAAUAUGGUGACCUACAGAGGCCCUACCAUGGUGGCUAAUACCUUGCACGCCUGCGCUAUUCUUCUCAGGAGAUACAAAGAUUGGGACUGGUUUAUUAAUCUUAGUGCCUCCGAUUAUCCUCUGCUCACUCAAGAUGAUCUCAUCCACACUUUCUCAACUUUAAAAAGAGAUGUCAAUUUCCUUCACCAUACGAGCAAUCUUGGAUGGAAAAAGUAUCUUAGAGCAAUGCCUUUAUAUAUAGAUCCGGGACUCUAUGAGAAAGACAAGUCCGAUAUAUUCCGGGUCUGGCCUAAGAGAAGCUUACCAACAGCCUUCAAACAAUUUGAAGGUUCAGCUUGGAUGAUUUUGUCGCGUGAUUUCGUGGAGUACUGUGUGUGGGGUUGGGACAACCUCCCGAGAACCCUUCUCAUGUAUUACACCAACUACGUGUCUUCGCCUGAGGGCUAUUUCCAGACUGUGAUAUGCAACACUCGCCAAUUCGCGCAUACGGUUUUAAACAGCGAUUUGCACUUCAUACCGUGGGAUAAUCCGCCGAGGCAGCAUCCUCGUACAGUCUCCCUUGCCGAUGCAACAAGGAUGAUCCGAAGCGGCGCCGCCUUUGCUCGGAAGUUCAGUGGGAAGUCCCCUGUAUUGGACAAGAUUGACAAGGAGUUACUGGGGAAGAAUGGGAGCUUCACUCCGGGUGGUUGGUGUGCGGGCAAACCUCUAUGCUCCGAGGUUGGGAAUCCUAGGAUGCUCACACCAGGUCCUGGCGCCGACAGACUGCGCGGCCUUAUUGAUCGUCUUAUGUUGCCAACCAAACGCCCCUCCUGCACCUGACUCUCUCUAUUUAAUUUUCUAUCUACUCACUUUUGUUGUAUACUAUUUUAUCACAAUCUUAUUAGUCGUCA
This is a messenger RNA of Salvia miltiorrhiza (redroot sage), 1678 nucleotides long. Its product is annotated as beta-glucuronosyltransferase GlcAT14A-like. Gene Ontology annotation, molecular function: glucuronosyltransferase activity. The transcript has 5 exons. Gene Ontology annotation, cellular component: membrane. The record is from RefSeq and is a predicted model, not a curated record. Bases 357 to 1607 code for a protein of 416 amino acids. Lineage: Eukaryota; Viridiplantae; Streptophyta; Magnoliopsida; Lamiales; Lamiaceae.